Molecule: messenger RNA, 1657 nt
Organism: Antrostomus carolinensis (chuck-will's-widow)
Lineage: Eukaryota; Metazoa; Chordata; Aves; Caprimulgiformes; Caprimulgidae
Product: glutamine-rich protein 2-like
Biological process (GO): prevention of polyspermy; binding of sperm to zona pellucida
Cellular component (GO): egg coat
Molecular function (GO): acrosin binding; structural constituent of egg coat
Source: RefSeq, a predicted model, not a curated record
AUGGGAUGGAGCUGCUCCUUCCUCAUCUUCCUCCUCCUCCUCCUUCUUCUCCAGCUCCUGGAGCCAGGAGCCACCUUCUCGCUGCUGCGGUAUCGCUAUGACUGCGGUGACUAUGGCAUGCAGCUGCUGGCCUUCCCCACCCACGGCCGCACCGUCCGCUUCAAGGUCAUGGAUGAGUUUGGCACCCGCUUUGACGUGGCCAACUUCCAUUGGCUCAACGCGGGAGAAGACGGCGCCGUCAUCUUCUCCUCUGGCUAUGAUGGCUGCCACGUCCUGGUGAAGGAGGAUCACUAUGUCCUGAGGGUGCAGCUGGAGGAGAUGCUGCUCAGUGGGGUCCUGGCUGCCUCCUAUGAAGUCAACAUGACCUGUCCACAGCCAGGGGACGAUGAGAUCCUCACGGGGGGCAACACGCGCAACGAGCACCGGGGCAACAGCGUCCACCAGACCCAAACUGACGUCCUUGUCCCCCUGUCCCAGCCUGGCCUCUUGCACCACGUGUCCCAGUCCACCUUCACGCUCCCAGGACCCCAGCUCACUCCCCAAGCCCACUCGGAGCAGGUUCACCCCGUGGCUCAGACCCAACCGGUCCUGGUGCACCCCAGGCUGCAGCCCCAACCAGCUGUGGUUCACCCCAUCACCCAGCCCCAGCGGGGUUUAUUGCGCCCAGGGCUUCAGAACCAAAACCAACCUGGGGUGGUCCACUCUGGAGCUCAAACUCAACCUGGGCGGCUUCAUCCAGGGCUUCAGAACCAAAACCAGCCUGGGCUGGUCCACCCUGGAGCUCAAACCCAACCUGGGCGGCUUCAUCCAGGGAUUCAGAACCAAAACCAACUGGGGUUGGUCCACCCUGGACCUCAAACCCAACCUGGGAGGCUUCAUCCAGGGGUUCAGAACCAAAACCAACUGGGGUUGGUCCAUCCUGGGGCGCAAACCCAACCAGGGAUUCUUCGUCCAGGACUUGUGCCUCAAAACCAGCCUGGCUUGGUGCACCCCGGAGGUCAAACCCAACAAGGGCUGCUUCAUCCAGGGGUUCAGAACCAAAACCAACCUGGCUUGGUACAUCCUGGAGGUCAAACCCAACAAGGGCUGCUUCAUCCAGGGGUUCAGAACCAGAACCAUCCUGGAUUGGUGCACACUGGAGCUCAAAGUCAACAACGGCUCCUUCUCUCGGGGCUUCAGAACCAGAACCAGCCUGGACUGGUGCACCCUGGAGCUCAAACCCAACCAGGACGUCUUCGUCCAGGGGUUCAGACCCAAAACCAGCCUGGACUGGUGCACCCUGGUGUCCAGUCUGGCUCAACCCACGCUGGUGCUCACACUCAAGCAGGUUUGGUCCGCCCAGGAGCUUGGCCCCAACGCCAGCCAGGCUCAGCUCGCCCUGGUCUUCAGACCCAGUCCCAAACUGGUCUCCUCCACCCUGGGCUCCAGAGCCAAACUGGGCUGGUACAACCCAACCGUCCCCGACCAGGUCUAACACGCCCAGGACUCCAAUCCCACCCAGGUUUGGUACGUCCUGGUCUCCAGGCUCAGCUCCAGCCGGGUCUGGUGCGCCCAGGUCUGCAGCCUCAAGCCCAACCUGGUUUGUUGCGUCCUGGAUUUGAGUCCCAGCCUGGUCUCCUGCAGCCCACCGCCCUCUUCUACCCCACCCCGGGGGCAG